AAUAAUAAUAGUUUGGUAGAUAGAGAUACCCUUAAAAAUAUAACUUUCUUUUUUGUGUCCUUUUCUUUUGCUGUGCUGUAAGCUCCCAGCCCAAUCCUGAAACCCCAAGCAAAGGGUAUAUCAAAUUACGCACAAUUUUCACCGCGCAGCCGCCAACAGGGUUGUCAAUUUCUGCCCCGCAGCUCAGAGUUUUCCCACAGGGAACCAUAGCCUGCGCCGCCUGGCAGCCCUGGUUCCUUGUCGGCAAGAGACAACCUGUUUCCCCCUAGCCAGAGUUCAUUAUCCUUGUGGCCACAGAAUGAGUCAGCCGGAGGAAACCACAGCCACUGGCGCCCGCCUCAGAUGGAUCUGCAUCUGUGGCCUUGCCAUCUCUUUGUACUCUCUGUACGUGAAGAUGCAGCUGGACCAGGAUGAAGACUACGUGGCCAUGUGCGAUCUGGCGGAGAAGGUUAGCUGCACAGCCGUCUUCAAGUCAGACUAUGGACGUGGCUUUGGUUUGACACAGCUGCUGUUUGGAUCCACCUCCAACUACUACCUGAAUCCCCCGAAUGGAGCCAUAGGUAGUGUCUUCUAUGUGCUGCUCUUUGCAAGCUCCUUCUUCGAGCUGCGCUGGAUGUGCCUGCUGCAGCUUUUGGUCUCCAUUCUGACGCUGCUCCUGUGCUUCUACCUGGGUUUUCUCCUAAUCUUCGUCCUGUUCGAUUGUUGUGUGGUCUGCCUGCUCAUCUAUGUGGUCCACACGCUGCUCUUUCUGGAGGUCCAUGGGCGCUACAAGCGCCUCUACCUGUACCAACCCAAAAAGAUGGCCAUCGAGUGAAAUCGUUUCUUAUUAUCGGUAUAGUAGUUGUAAAGUAUGCAAAAAUGCAAAUAAAUAAAGAGAAUCUAGAUGCGCUA
Molecule: messenger RNA, 891 nt
Organism: Drosophila pseudoobscura
Lineage: Eukaryota; Metazoa; Arthropoda; Insecta; Diptera; Drosophilidae
Gene: Vkor
Product: Vitamin-K epoxide reductase
Exons: 3
Coding region: 299-814 (171 amino acids)
Biological process (GO): vitamin K metabolic process; peptidyl-glutamic acid carboxylation
Molecular function (GO): vitamin-K-epoxide reductase (warfarin-sensitive) activity
Source: RefSeq, a predicted model, not a curated record